Molecule: messenger RNA, 1534 nt
Organism: Leptomonas pyrrhocoris
Lineage: Eukaryota; Euglenozoa; Kinetoplastea; Trypanosomatida; Trypanosomatidae
Exons: 1
Coding region: 107-1534 (475 amino acids)
Cellular component (GO): endomembrane system
Molecular function (GO): acyltransferase activity
Source: RefSeq, a predicted model, not a curated record
AGAAACACUCCCUUUAAAAGAAAACCGGUGUUUGAGCCCGCCCCACUCCUUUCCCCCUUUUUUCCCCUUUUUGUGCUACAGCGAAAAGAAACGAACGAGAGAAACGAUGAAGGUCACGCUGCGCGGUGGCCUGACGCUGGCGGGGUGCCUCGCCGUCACCGUGACAAACUUUCUCGUCGCGAGCAUGUGGGUCUACCUGACCCUCUUCACCGUCAAGUACAUCUUCGGCGAGGGCCCGAUGCGGCUGUGCUACAGGCUGAGCGCCGCCUACCACAACUUCCUCCAGCGCGCCUACUUCUCAUGGGUGGGUGGGCUGCUGGAGUUCGGGCUGGGGACCCGCGUCGCGUACACCAUCGUCGACGACGAAGGACAGGAGCACUUGGAGCAGCACUACACGACGGCCAUCCGCAGCGAAGACGGCAGAGCGGAGAAGUACGUCGACCUCGACAAAUUCCUCCGUCCACCGUCGACGCCCGGGAGGGCGAAGAUAAUUAUCAUGAACCACCACUGCCGGCUGGAUUGGCUGUACAUGCUUCUCUUCUUCGCCCGCACGCGCGGGAUGGUGCAGCAGGUCCGGUUUGUAUUGAAGGGGGAGCUGAGGCAGCUGCCGGUGCUGGGCUGGACCAUGGAGAUGUUUCGCUACCUCUUCCUGUCCCGCAGCUGGGAGAAUGACGCGAAGUACAUCGAGGGGAUGGUGCAGUUCUUCCACGACACCAAGGACACGCCGGUGGUGUUCAUCUUUCCAGAAGGCACGGACCUGUCGCCGAGCAAUGUGGAGCGCUCGCAGGCCUACGCGGCGAAGGCGGGGCUGCCCAAGUUCCACCACGUACUGAAUCCCCGUACCACCGGCCUCAUCGCAGUUGUGAAGAUGCUGGGCGGCCCGGAGAAGGUGGAGGAGGUGCUGGACUUCACGAUUGGCUACACCUACCACGCCCCGGGGGAGCGGCCGAACGAGCCCUCGCUGAUCAACGGUCACCACCCAAAGAAAGUACACCUGCUGCUGCGCCGCUACGUCCUCGAGGGCACCGAGGCGGCCGCCCGCGCAAAUCCCGCGUCUGUGGUCCCGGCGGAUGAGGCGAAGAUGGCGGCGUGGACGCACGAGCGCUUUGCCGAGAAGGAGCAGCUUCUCUCGCGUUUCUACGUGUCUAACCCAGUCGGCUUCGAUGCGGCGGACGUGAAGGCGGUGCUGAGCACGCAGCUGGGUCUGUCCUGCUACGACAGCGACGAGGAGCAAGUCCGCCACCCGCACCGGUCUCAGUGGCGGCGCUACUAUCAGCAAGUCGGUCCCUUCGGUGUUGUUCUGGUGCCGCUUUACUGGCUUGUGCCCGUCACGUACUUUGUGCUGUGCACGCGUUGGUGGCUCAGUGUGCUGUGGACGGUAGCGGUGCUGUUUACCUUUACAAAAGGGAUAAAGGCGGUGGGUGGACUGCAGAGGGCGCUGCUCUUGUCGAAGGUGGCUCCGGAGAAGACUGCGAUGCAGCGGCUGCGCCAGUGGUUAGAGAUUCGGCAGACGAAGGACAAGAAGGAGGAUUAG